This is a messenger RNA of Exaiptasia diaphana, 2375 nucleotides long. RefSeq names its product WD repeat-containing protein 26. The transcript is spliced from 13 exons. Gene Ontology annotation, cellular component: GID complex. NCBI's taxonomy places the organism in Eukaryota, Metazoa, Cnidaria, Anthozoa, Actiniaria, Aiptasiidae. The coding region runs from base 216 to 1664 and encodes 482 amino acids. The record is from RefSeq and is a predicted model, not a curated record. Gene Ontology annotation, molecular function: protein binding. Gene Ontology annotation, biological process: proteasome-mediated ubiquitin-dependent protein catabolic process.
AAUUCAUAAUAUGAAGAAAAGGUUUUGGAGUUGAUGAAGUCCUUUGUAGCUGUUCUUUACUGAGUUUUUGUGCUGUUCGUGGGUCUAAACUGUAGCAAAUCUGGCUCUCCACCAGGUCAUCUGCUACCCUGGCCUCCUCUGACGACGAACAGAUAGGUGGACUGUCUCCACCACCACAAAAAAGGGCACGCCUAUCCUUCGACUGCGAGUCCGAUAUGCACAGAUCAAAACGGACUUCAACAAGAGAAGAUGGGGAAGCAAGCACUUCUAACGGAGAGCACAUAGCCAAUGGCGAUAGUAAAUCGCCUCUGAAGAAGAAGUUAUUGUCCAGAGUAGAGGAGGAUGUCGUCCGUUUGGUCGGCCAGUAUCUACAAGGCUUGGGACUUGAUCAAUCCGUAGAAGCUUUGAUGACAGAGUCUGGAUGCAGACUUGAGCACCCUUCGGCUGCCAAGUUUCGACAAAGUGUAAUGGUUGGCGAUUGGAAUAAGGCUGACGGGAUCCUGAAAGAAUUGAAAAAGCUUGUGGAAAGGAAAGAAGAUAUAUCGAAAAUGAGGUUUUGCCUGUUGGAGCAAAAAUUCCUUGAGUAUUUGGAAGAAAAUCGGCCCAUAGAGGCACUACACUGCCUCAGAACUGAGCUAGCUCCUUUGAAAUACAAUAAAGAACGGUUGCAUCAACUGAGUGGGUUGAUAAUGUGCUCAAGCACAGAGGAACUGUAUGAAAGAGCCAGUUGGAAUGGAAAAGGUUCAGUCUCAAGAGAAAAAUUGAUGGACAGACUGCAGUCUUUUCUACCAGCAUCUAUCAUGUUACCUCCUCACAGACUUCAUACACUCUUGUCACAAGCAGUAGAACUGCAGAAAGAAAAAUGUCCUUUCCACAACACUCUCAAAGAACCUGAUCUCCAUUCAUUUUCMCUUCUAACAGACCAUCUAUGUACAAGGAAGCAGUUUCCAUGUGAAGCAAAAUAUACACUUACUGACCACUGUGAUGAGGUCUGGUUUGUUAAAUUUUCUCAUGAUGGUAAAAGAUUAGCUACAGGAGCCAAGGAUGGUAACAUCAUAAUAUGGGAUAUGACAGAAAAAGUACCUAAACUAUCCAGGACAUUAGAAGGUCAUUCAUAUGGUGUAGCCUUCUUGGCUUGGAGUCCUGAUGAUACUUAUUUAAUAGCUUGUGGGCCAGAGGACUGUGCUGAACUGUGGAUAUGGAAUGUAGAAUCGGGAGAUUUGAAAUGUCGUAUGAGUCAGUCACCUGAUGAUAGUUUAACUUGCUGUGCAUGGAAUCCUGAUGGUAAAAGAUUUUAUACUGGAGGAACUAGAGGACAAUUUUAUCAAUGUGUAAGUAAAUACGGUUUACACUUAUGGGGUCUAAAAGAUAAAGUAUUAGAAAGAAAGUACCAAGGCUUAACACAAGGCUUCUAUACAAUACAUUCAUGUUUUGGUGGAAUAAAUCAAGUAUUUUUAGCUAGUGGUAGUGAAGAUCAUAAUGUAUACCUAUGGCACAUUAAAAUGCAAGAACCUAUAGCAAUAUUAAAAGGACACUCUAGAACAGUCAAUUGUGUUAGCUGGAAUCCAUCAAUACCAAGUAUGCUGGCAUCAGCCAGUGAUGAUGGYACAGUAAAAAUAUGGGGUCCAAAUGAACCAAAUGAACAAGAAAGCACUGCUGUAUAGGACCAUUUGUAAAUAAUAUUAGUUUAAUUAUUAUUGAUAUUAUUAUUAUUAUUGAUUGAACAAAUUUGUAACAUAGGAUGUUUGCAAUAUUUUAAUGAAAUAACAUAUUCCAGGAUACRAGAAACAACYAAAACAACCUACUUUAUACCUUGAUACUAUUACCAGCAUCAAAUAUCAUCAUAUUAUUAUCAUUAUCACUGAUGCCAUCAUCACUGUCAUCAUCAUCAUCACUGGUAAUCACUAGUUUUGUUACAGUUCUAUUAUAUUCYGUCCAGAACCAUCAUUUUCAACUGUAGUAUUAUUGUUCUAGUUCAACAUCCACUACUGUCCCCWCCUGACUUAUGCCAACAUAUUUAAACAUAUCAAACACCAACAAAACUUACAAGUUCCCAUUCAGAGAUGGAUCCAGGGGGUGGUGCAGGGUUGAAUCCAGGGGGUGGUUCAGGGUUGACUCCAGGGGGUGGUGCUGGGGAUGACUUUGUAUGUUUAUGUGCACUCCACCRUAUCAAUCAACCAUAUCACUGUCUAAGUAUUAAAGUUAUGGCUGUAGUUAAACCUCAUAAAUUGAAGAGAAUAGCACACCCUCACCACGCCUUAGGGAAAAAUCCUGCAUCCACCUCAGUCACAUUCAUUGCAUAGUAAGUGUUAAGAUCAGGUCGUCUACAUGUCAGAUUUCUGGUUCCUGAAAUAAAUAUUGUUAGUAAAAUAGUG